AGAUAGUGAGUAGCGUAGUCAAUAAGAGAACAGCAUUCGUGAUAUUUAUACUGAAACGUGAUAGAGGGGGUAGAGGUGAGAAGAAAUUUUGUCAGAUUGACUCGAUGCGACGAGGAUCGAGACGACCUGUCUUUAAAAAGUCGAACCGACUCACCGAUUUUUUUCGAAUUUUAUGAUUUUUUGGACGGAGUAUCUUCAAUCAUAAGACACGACACAUUUAACUGCGCAAGACUAGCAUAAUGUUUGGUCAUUAAAUGGAACCACAUUAGAGGAAUUACGUAUAUCGCUAGUGCACUAGGAGUUACUCAACGGCUUAGGGCGGAAUGUGGAAGACUGGGUUAUAAUUCAUUGCGCCCACAUUCUUCACCAGCGGCAACAUCAUUUUCAAAAUGGCGGAUUAAUCGACAGAUUUUAAACUACUCCUGAUCAACUCCAUAUGGAUGAAAAUUUGUCUGGCAAAACUCUUCGCCGUGUAAGUUGUGUUGCUGCUAUAGCCUCUAAUCUAGGAAUUGGCAACAACGGCAAGUUACCUUGGCCAUCGCUAAGGACAGACUUGGAGUUUUUACAGAGAAUUACAACAGAAGUCAGAGAUAAAGGUAAAUGGAAUGCUGUAUUGUUGGGGAGAAAAACUUGGGAAUCUCUUGAUCCAACUCAGCAACCCCUCCCAGGCAGACUUAAUGUUGUCAUCAGUAAAACUCUAAAGUGUCCUCCUUGUGGUGCUCAUCAUGUUUGUGACAGUGUCUCAUCAGCAGUGCAAAUGUUAUCUAAUUCUCCUUUUAAUGAUACAGUGGAAGAAAUUUUUGUGCUCGGUGGCACUGAAGUGUAUAGGGAAGCGAUAGAGUCUACCUACUGUUACAGAAUAUACUUGACGGAAAUACACAAGGAAUUUGAGUCAGACACCUUUUUUCCAACGUUCAACAAGAAUACUUACAGACUUGUAAGUUCCCCCAGAGAAGUUCCUCAAGGUGACAUCGAAGAAAAUCAAAUCCAAUACAGAUUUUGUGUGUAUGAAAAACAAGGCUAACAGUGAGAAGAGAGCUGAGGAAAUUAAUGUUUAAAUCUCUCCCAUUGCCGUUUCCUUUCGGAUAGCACAAGAGGUUUGAUAUAGCUUGGGGCGAGAGACAAAGAAGGGGAAACGAAUUUUGCGUCCAGAUCGCGCCCCUAAGCUUUCAUACGCAACUUGGGCUAUCAGAAAGAACGCAGCUGGUACGCGGGCGACCUUGACGGUCACUUAUUUAUCACCCUGAUAGAGAGCCUGGUAGCAGGCUAACAACGAUACUAGAGAAAUUAUUUGUGUUUAGAUAGGUCCACAAGGAAAGACUGACAUUGUCCAUAAAAGACGUGGAAAAUUUUCGCACCUGAACAUUUCAGACAAAACUGAACGUGCAACCUCUCACCGUCAGUGGCAAAUAAUGCAACCAAAAUUUCAAAUGUACAGACCGUUUUGAUUUGUGCUUGGAGAUUUUUUACCUAACAUCCCUCUCCAUCUCCAUAUUCACGUCGUCACUAUCAUAUUUUUCUGCGCCCAAAGGAAUUAUCUGAGGCUGCUUCAAAGGACUACUCUUUUUCGAUUGUACUCUGCAGUUAAUUUCAUUGAAGUGUGUGUAAACAUAAUAAUUCAAUAAUUCACUCUUUAAAUAAUCUUAAAAUGUCCGAAAUUUUUAGAGAAACAACAUAAUUUUGAAAGUGUUAUGUCGAAAGUUUUUGUUCGAAAAUGUCUGAGAGUUUCGAACUUAACGUGUAUAACGCGCACUAAAUAAAACAAAAGCACUUCAUUAGAAGAACGCUAAUAUUAGUGGUAUAGUUAGGGCUGUAAAUUUAAAAUUCUCACUCAAUUAUUUA
Molecule: messenger RNA, 1842 nt
Organism: Orbicella faveolata
Lineage: Eukaryota; Metazoa; Cnidaria; Anthozoa; Scleractinia; Merulinidae
Product: dihydrofolate reductase-like
Biological process (GO): dihydrofolate metabolic process; tetrahydrofolate biosynthetic process; folic acid metabolic process
Cellular component (GO): mitochondrion
Molecular function (GO): dihydrofolate reductase activity; NADP binding
Source: RefSeq, a predicted model, not a curated record